Molecule: messenger RNA, 823 nt
Organism: Trichoplusia ni (cabbage looper)
Lineage: Eukaryota; Metazoa; Arthropoda; Insecta; Lepidoptera; Noctuidae
Product: sperm mitochondrial-associated cysteine-rich protein-like
Exons: 3
Coding region: 204-578 (124 amino acids)
Source: RefSeq, a predicted model, not a curated record
AAUAAUAUGGGCGAGUUCUCCAUUCAAAAAUGUCUCUCGUUCAUUCCUGACAUAACAUCAUUUUUAUGAAAAUUGUCUAAAUUACAAAAAAUAUAAAAAUUGUGAAAACUUGAAAAAAUUAGUAAAAUCUAUAACAAUAAACCAUAAAAAGAAUCAAUAAUCCAAAACAAGUUGCGGGUUACGAUUCACAAAUAUUCACAAUCAUGUCAGUGUUGCCUCGAGGGUAUGAAUGCUGCCGCGCCCCGCCUAGGUACGGCUGUGUUCGUGGAGAGUACAGCAUCUAUUACAAGAGGCCUCGGUGCGGGCAGCCAAGACCACAGCCCUUCCAGAGAGAGACUGCGUGCUACUACUGGGGAUGCCCUAGCAACGCGCCUGUUGAAAGACCUUGCUGCUACGACUACCCGUGCAAAGCGCACUGCUUCAACCACGGUGCCUGCACGAGGCCAAGCGGGCGGUACGCGCGCACAGUCUGGUACCCCGGCGAGUGCUGCCCCUGCGUACCCCCCUGCCAGAACUUCACUUGCCCUAACCCCCCCUACCAUCCCUGCUGCUACCACACCUGUAACAAACAUGUUUAAUCUCUUAUUUAUAUUUAAAACUAUCUUUGCAACUGCUAAUAGUAAGAAACCAUUUUUUAGCAUAAGUUUCUAAUGAUCCUUACAAGUUGAACUUUUUAAUUUUGGGCCUGCCAAGAACAGUUCUAAUUCGUUCUUGGUGGAAGGUUUCCUAUUCAAGUGUUUGUCGUGUAUUCGUAGUAAGUGAUAUGAUAGUGACAUGUUUGUGAAUCGUAACCUGUAUUGUCCAAUAAAUGGCUUUAACAGUA